This is a messenger RNA of Raphanus sativus (radish), 3447 nucleotides long. RefSeq lists its product as uncharacterized. The record is from RefSeq and is a predicted model, not a curated record. Gene Ontology annotation, molecular function: nucleic acid binding; RNA-DNA hybrid ribonuclease activity. Bases 1 to 3447 code for a protein of 1148 amino acids. Lineage: Eukaryota; Viridiplantae; Streptophyta; Magnoliopsida; Brassicales; Brassicaceae. The transcript has 3 exons.
AUGGAUGAUCCCUCGGUUACUAUCUUAUAUGCGGAUGCACACAUGAUCGAUAUUGAAACUAGACUUGAAGGACACGCAAUCUUUAUGACCUUUGUGUAUGGUGACCCUGUUGUUAGACGUCGGGACCUAGUUUGGGAACGAUUGUCACGCAUGAGUACCAACCGUAAUGGGGCGUGGUUUAUGAUUGGAGAUUUCAAUGAGAUCACCGGAAAUCAUGAAAAGAGGGGAGGGAGACGUCGCUUAGAGAGCUCUUUCCUCCCUUUCUGUAUCAUGUUAGAAAAUUGUGGGAUGCUUGACUUUCCAUAUAAAGUCUUGAUUGAAGAAUUGAAGAGAAAGAUAGAUCUUGUUCAAGAUGAUGAAAACUCCACAACAGAGGAGCUGAAGGACCUAAGGAGACAAUUAAUCUUGGCUUUUAAAGAAGAACAUUCUUACUGGGAACAGAAAAGCAGGAACCAGUGGCACAAAUUUGGGGACCGAAACACAAAAUUCCACCACGGCAUCACGAAACAACGAAGAGCUCAAAAUCGGAUCAUCAGCAUAAAAGAUAAGCAUGGAAAGUUAGUCGAGAAGGAAACUGAGGUAGAGAACGUGGCUGUUCAAUACUUUCGGGAUCUUUUCUCUACUUCAUCCCCAACAGAACUAGAUAAUUCCCUACGUUUUGUUUCUGAAAAAGUUUCCCUGGCCGACAAUAGGCUCCUCUUAGAGAAGCCGUCGGAACAAGAGAUUAGGAAAGCUCUUUUUGAUAUCAACCCGGAUAAAGCUCCCGGACCGGAUGGCAUGACUAGCAAAUUGUUUCAGAGAUUCUGGCGAGAGAUGCGGCAGGAUAUUAUUAAACUUGUACAAGACUUCUUUGUGACAGGCUAUUUCGACCCAGCUUUGAACCAAACGAACAUCUGUCUCAUUCCAAAGAAAAAGAAACCUCGAGAUAUGACUGAGUUUCGACCUAUUAGUCUCUGCAAUGUUAGCUACAAGAUUAUUUCUAAGCUACUAUGCAAGAGGCUGAAGAGAGUGAUUCCACGCUUGAUCUCGGAGACACAAUCGGCCUUUGUAGCCAAACGAUUGAUUACUGAUAACAUCCUAAUAGCACAAGAAAGCUUCCAUGCCUUAAGGACGAAUCAGAGAUGUCGCGAAGACUUUAUGGCUAUUAAAACAGAUAUGAGCAAGGCAUAUGAUAUAGUGGAAUGGAGUUUCAUAGCUACUCUACUGCUAAAGAUGGGCUUUGAUGAAAGACUGGUUGACCUCAUUAUGUGUUGUGUCACGUCGGUCUCAUAUCAAGUCCUAGUCAAUGGGCAACCGAGAGGACGAAUUACCCCAAAGAGGAGCCUGAGACAAGGAGAUCCUCUUUCCCCCUUUUUGUUCAUACUAUGUACGGAGAAGAAGAUCGUGGGACUCCGGGUUGCUAGGGCUAGUCCAAGGAUCUCUCAUCUUCUUUUUGCCGAUGAUAGCCUUUUCUUUUGUAAGACAGAGUUAAGCCAAUGCAAAGAGAUUAUGGACAUUUUAGACAUAUAUGGUAAAGCCUCAGGACAAAGACUCAAUGCAUCAAAAUCCUCGAUGUUUUUUGGUAACAAAGUGGAAUCCUCUCGGAAGAAAGAUAUAAAAGAAGUACUAGGAUUCUAUUCUGAAGGAGGCAUGGGAAUGUACCUUGGACUACCAGAACAAAUAUGUGGUUCGAAGAUGAAAGUGUUCUCCUUCGUACAAGACCGGUUCAAUGGUCGAGUCAACAAUUGGUCAUCGAGGCUCUUGUCGAAAGGGGGAAAAGAAGUUCAGAUAAAAUCAGUGGCUCAAGCUGUUCCAACUUAUGUUAUGUCAAGCUUUUUGCUCCCACAAGGCAUUAUUGAUAAGCUGAGGAGUACGACUUCAAAUUUCUGGUGGAGCUCGUCACAAAACAGCAGAGGCUUGCAUUGGAUUUCAUGGAACGAGAUCUGUACCCCCAAAGAUUUGGGAGGACUAGGUUUUCGAGACCUCCAUGAUUUCAACAUUGCGCUUCUUGCAAAACAAUUAUGGCAAUUAAUUCAUUACCCGGAUUCCUUGCUAGCGCGUGUACUAAAAGGAAGGUACUACAACAAUACCUCUCCUCUAGAAGAUCGAAACAUUUAUUCACCAUCUUAUGGGUGGCGGAGUAUCAUGGCAGCAAGACCGCUACUUCUCUCGGGGCUACGGAAAACUAUAUGUUCGGGAAGAGAGACAAGAGUUUGGACAGAGCACUGGAUUCCAGAUUCACUGGCACGACCACCUAGACCCGCGGAGCAUAUAGUUUACAGACUUCCCCAACUUCUUGUUCAGUCUUUUAUUAAGAAUGAUACCAAGGAGUGGGAUAUACAACUUUUACGAGAGUUCUUUCAUCCGGAGGAUAUCCCUUUGAUUCUUGGGCUCAAACCUUCUAGGUCGUUGGCUCCGGAUGGAUAUGUUUGGAAUCACACAAAAUCAGGAGUAUAUUCAGUCAAAACCGGUUAUGAGCUACUCCAAUCGACCAAACGGAGUCUUACACAUACGGGGGUUAGGGAACCAAGCUUUACGAGCCUACAACGGCAGGCAUGGAAGGUCAAGGCUCCGAGCAAGAUGAAACACUUCUUGUGGCAGGCUAUCUCGGGUUGCGUGGCAACGGCAGAGAGACUUACUUAUAGACACCUGGGUACCGAUAGGAGUUGUCCUAGAUGUGCUGUCCCAGUGGAGUCGAUCAAUCAUCUUUUUUUUGAAUGCCCUCCAGCCCUUCAGGUUUGGGCUUUAUCGGACUAUCCGUCCCUUCCGGGUUACUUCCCGUGUUCAUCUAUAUACCAAAACAUGAACUCUCUGUUUUGGAAGAGAAAAGAAGUGGCUCCCAUGAGUCCACAAUUCGACACCUUCCCAUGGAUCUGUUGGUACAUUUGGAAGGCGAGGAACGACAUGCUCUUUAAUGGGAAAGUCGUAUCCCCAUGGAUACUCUCCAACAUGCGUCACUUGAGACAGAAUGUUGGAGGAAGGCUAAUGAAAAAGAAGCAGCAGAGGAGGGACUCGAUGAUCUCCUCACUCUGGAGAUGGAAACAGCGCCCCCUGAGAUACCCCGACUCUCCACCUGCCAAAUCGAUGCCUCAUGGAUCGCUAAUGGCAGCUAGGACCCUCUCAGCUUUACAUGCUGAGAUGGAAAGCCUACUCUGGGCAGCUUCAUGUAUUAGGAACAUGAGGAUAACCACGAUGAGGUUCGAGACAGAUUGCACGGACCUAGUGGAUAUGAUCACAAACCCGGAAGAUUGGCCUGCUUUCGCAAGAGAGACCGAAUUGUUUCAGAGUCUCCAUGAAGGUUUUGAGGAUGUGAGAGUUUCUCAUAUUCCCCGGGAUCGAAAUAGACGGGCAGACGCGUUAGCUAAGGAGGCAAGGAGUAAAAGCUGUAUUUUUACCCACAUAGAUCAGACCCGGUCAGACGGAGGGGAUCCACGGAGAACCGGAACGUCUAACCACCACUUGAUCUAA